Messenger RNA from Australozyma saopauloensis, 3267 nucleotides. RefSeq lists its product as uncharacterized. Gene Ontology annotation, molecular function: nuclear import signal receptor activity; small GTPase binding. The coding region runs from base 1 to 3267 and encodes 1088 amino acids. Gene Ontology annotation, cellular component: nucleus; cytoplasm. The transcript has a single exon. The record is from RefSeq and is a predicted model, not a curated record. Gene Ontology annotation, biological process: protein import into nucleus. NCBI's taxonomy places the organism in Eukaryota, Fungi, Ascomycota, Pichiomycetes, Serinales, Metschnikowiaceae.
AUGCAGUUUUCCGCCGACUUGGUGGCCUCGUUGGGCCCGCUUCUCCAAGGCCUAAUGUCUCCAGAUAACCAGAUCCGGUCCAAAGCAGAAAAAACCCUCGACCAAGAGUGGAGAUCGCCCGAGAAAAUCGGCGUGUUUUUGGCCUACCUCGCCAGCACCGCGGCCGGUGGCGCCGAUGAUAGCGUCAAGGCCUUUUCCGCGGUGUUGUUCCGUCGCCAGGCCAUCCGUAGUCCCAAAGAGUUCAACAGCAUCAGUGAACGUACCAUUGGCGUGUUGGAGGAGCCCGUCAGACACGAGAUCCGCACCAUUUUGCUCCAGGGGUUUGUGUCGGACCAGAGCCCGCAGGUGCGCCGUAAGAUCGCCGAUGCUGUCUCCGAGGUGGCUAAAGAAGAUGCCUCUCCAAAGGGAACCUGGCCCGAGCUUGUGCCUGCGAUCUUGCAGGCUGCCGUCAAUCCCAACGCCAGUUUCCGCGAGAGUGCGUUCCGUAUUCUCUCGACGCUGCCGGAGCUCAUAGAGAGCCUGUUUGUGGCCGAGAUCUUGCCUGUGUUCAACAACGGCUUCAGCGACGACGACGACGAGGUGCGGAUCGCGGCCUGCACGGCGUUUGUAGCUUUUUUUAGAGAACUUCCUAAGAGCAUCUGGCAGUCGUUGACCCCGAUCUUGCCCAACUUGUUGAACUCUCUCCCUAGAUUCCUUCUGAACGGGCAGGACGAGGCCUUGGCCAAUGUGUUGCAGUCCUUGAUCGACCUCGUAGAAUUGGCUCCCAAAAUGUUCAAGGACAUGUUCCCCACGAUCAUCGAUUUCUGCUCCACCGUCGCCAAGAACAGAGACUUGGCCUCCACCACCAGAUUGGCUGCGUUGGAGUUGUUGACCACCUUCUCCGAGGUUUCUCCUACCAUGUGCAAGCAGACUCCAUCUUACACCUCCACUAUGGUUCUCAUCACGUUGUCCAUGCUCACCGAAGUCAGCGAGGACGAUGACGAUGCGGCUGAGUGGAACAACGACACAAACGACGAGGACUAUGAGCUGGAACCCGAGUACGACUCGGCCAGACACUCCUUGGAUAGAGUCUCCUUGAAGUUGGGAGGUCAGUACUUGGCGGCGCCAUUGUUCCAGUACUUGCCUGCUUUGAUCCAGCUGCCCAACUGGCGUGAGACUUUCGCCGCGCUCAUGGCGUUAUCCUCGGCUGCUGAGGGCUGCGCCGAUGUUUUGGUGACCGAAAUCCCAAAGUUGCUCGAUAUGGUGAUGCCUACCUUGGAACACCCACAUCCAAGAGUCCAGUACGCUUGCUGUAAUGUCUUGGGCCAAAUCUCCACUGAUUUUGCGGACGACAUCCAGAGAACCGCCGGUGACCGUAUUGUUCCUGCUCUUGUGUCUAAGUUGACUAACAAAUCUGUUCCUAGAGUCCAGGCCCAUGGUGCUGCAGCCUUGGUCAAUUUCUGUGAAGCUGCAACCAAGGAAGUGUUGGAGCCAUACUUGGACGACUUGUUGAACAACCUUGUUGGAUUAUUGCUGUCCCCUAAGCGUUACGUGCAAGAACAAGCUUUGACCACUAUUGCAACCAUUGCCGAUGCCGCCGAGAAGAAGUUCAUCAAAUACCACAACACCUUGCUUCCAAUGCUCAUGGACUUUUUGCGCACCGACUUGGGCCCUGAGAACCAAAUGCUUACUGCAAAGUGUGUAGAGUGUGCUACUUUGAUUGCUUCGGCUGUUGGUAGAGACAACUUGGGUCCUCAUUGUCAAGAGCUCAUUAACAUUAUGGGUAGACUCCAAGAGACCGCUGACGACGACGGCCCUGUGAAGCCAUACCUAGAACUGGGCUGGAGCAGAAUCUGUAGAAUCAUUGGCAAAGAUUUUGUCCCCUACUUGCCGAUUGUGCUUCCCCCAUUGUUGACCGCAGCCAAGGCGGCUCAAGAUAUUUCUUUACUUGAAGAAGACGAGGCCCAAGACUUUGCCAACAACGAAGAAUGGGAUAUCAUCAGUUUAUCUGGUAAGUUGAUUGCCGUGCACACCGCUUCUCUCGACGAGAAGUCUUCGGCAUUGGACUUGCUUCGAAUCUAUGCUACUCAACUCGGAGGUGCCUUCCAGCCUUACGUUCAAGAAAUUCUUCAGGACAUUGCCCUUCCUGCUCUUGACUUCUACUUGCAUGAUGGCGUGAGAGGUUCUGCAGCCUUGUCGUUGGGCGCUUUGUUGAAAUGUACCAUUGCAGUCAGCUCAUGGAACUCUCCAGACGCUUUGGCUGUGUGGAACCUCAUUUGUCUGAGAUUAACCGAGGCUGUCACACAGGACCCUGUUCCAGAGCUCAUUGUAGCGUACUACACUACCAUUGUCGAGUGCACGAAUCUUUUAGCUCCUGGUUCGCUUACCAAAGACCAAAUGCACCAGUUGGCGGUCGCUAUUGAGGACAACUUGAGCGGAAUCUAUUCCCGUAUCAAGAAGAGAGAACAUGACGAUGACGAGUACAGAGAGGAGAUUGACGAGUCGGAAGACGAGUACACCGAUGAAGAGCUCCUUGAUGAAAUCAACAAGGCAAUCACUGCGAUCUUCACCAACGCCAAGGCCACUUUCAUUGAAGAAUACAACUCAAGCUUGGCCGAGCUCGUUUCCACAUUUAUCUCAGACGAUAUCGCCGAUAUCAAGCUCUGUGGACUCUCCAUCAUCUGUGAUGUCAUGGAACACUGCGGUUCUGCUCUGGACCAGGGCAACUUCCUCACAUACAUCAUUUCCAACUGUUUGACAGCGCCACAGGCCAGCAUUCGUCAAGCCUCUGCAUACGCCAUCGGCAUGGCUGCUCAAAACGGCGAGAACCUAUACAUGAAGCUCUGCAUCGAGGCACUCAUGCCUCUCUUCAAGGUCGCAACCUUCCCCGAUGCGCGCGCAGAGGAGAACAUCAAUUCGACCGAAAACUGCGUCCUGGCCAUUGCAAAGAUCUGCCAGAGCUUCGGCUCGUCCAUCCCCAACUUGGACGAGGUGUUGAAGCAAUGGAUCAUUCUUCUCCCUGUGCUCCAAGACGCCGAGGCUGCAUCCACCACAUACGCAUUCUUGGCCACGUUAAUUGACAACAAGCACCCAGUUUUGGGCGGCCACGAGCCAAAAGUUGUGGAUGCCAUCAUCCACGCCAUCAACGAGCAUGCUGUUACGGGAUCGCAGGCAGAACACGCCGCAAGGGCAGCUCGGGAGCUUUUGCAGCUGAUGCCGCAAGACAAGGCCAUGGCGGUGCUUCAGCCAUAUGCCAACCUGGAGGCUGUUUCCCGGUAUUUCUCGUAG